UCACGAGUCACGACCCUUAUGGACUGCCUCUAAUGGCAUCAAUACAAGCCCUACUUUUGUUGUACACUUAUGCUGCUCAACGGUUUUUAAUUUCAAGUAAUAUCGGAUCGUAUUUUGCAUGACUUAAAACGUAAAAGGUUAAAGCAGGGGACGCAAAUGUUGCGCAGUCAUGAAACUUUGACCUUACAAUUUACAAACUCAGCAAUACUUUUCCAAAACGAUUUCAGGCAGCCGACCUUUGGACAGCUAUAAACGUACACUCUGACCCACUUUUCUCAGUUAAACGUGUUGUAGCUUCGGAUAAUCUUCUUAAUACUAUCCCUGUUUAGGACGUUAACCACCACGCCCGAGUAAACAAAGUACGGUUUCAACAAACGGGAUGAAACGGAGAUUGUUGUUAGUUUCCAACUCCACCCUACAUGGAGAGGGGUAUCUCCAGCAUUGCCAGCAGCACAUUCGAGAUUUUUUUGGAGAGAAAGUAACAAGAAUUUUAUUCAUUCCUUAUGCUUUGCAUGACAGAGAUGCUUAUGCCAAAACUGCAAGACAGAAAUUUCAAUGUCUGGGCUAUGAACUUGACAGCAUUCAUGAAGCACCCAACCCAGUGGACGCUGUGAGGAAGGCACAGGGGAUUUUCAUUGGUGGUGGCAACACUUUCCGGCUUUUGAAAACCCUUUACGACCAUAAUCUGGUGUCCGAGAUAAAGAAGAGAGUCCUUGAGGAUGGAGUCCCAUAUAUGGGGUCAAGUGCAGGUACUAAUGUGUCCACAGUCAGCAUCUGCACCACCAAUGACAUGCCUAUUGUGUGCCCACCCACUUUGACUGCCAUUGGGUUGGUGCCGUUUAACAUCAAUCCCCACUACCUGGACACAGACCCUAACAGCCGACACAUGGGGGAAACUCGUGAGCAGCGCAUCAUGCAGUAUCAUGAGGAACCAGACACUCCCUCUGUACUGGGUUUAAGAGAAGGGUCGGUAUUGCUUGUAGAAGGAAACAAAGCAACUCUCUUAGGAACCACAAACGCCUGUCUGUUUAUCAGAGGUAAGCCAGCUACACAGCAUGAACCUGGUGCGGAUUUCAGCUUUCUUCUGACUGAUACAAACUAAAAUUACGGAUGAAAAUCAAGAAACCGGAUCAUGAAAUAUUGUCUGUCCGGACUGAUGUUAAAAUAGUGCUAAAUUGUCAAGCAAAAUACAAAUAAAGCAAUCCAUACGUUUCAAUGUUAAGGAAAAAUGAAUAUUAACAUUGACAAUUCUUUGUAUUUUCCUAGAGAUUAACCAGUUAGUACCCAAUUUAUUUCUUCUUUACCGAAUCAAAGUAUGUAUGUGUGUGUGUGUGUGUAUAUAUAUAUAUAUAUAUAUAUAUAUAUAUAUAUAUCUGGUGCCCAAAGAGAGGUGUCCAGCAUAUUGGGCCCAAUAUGUGAGCAUACAAAGCAAAUACGAAUUACUCAUAUAUAAAUCAUAUAUACAUUUAAAACAAGAUACAACUUUACAAUGUUUAGUAUUUGGAAAGUGCAAAUAAAAUAGUUUUUCUUUUGUAAACAAUCAUGUUAUACAUAUAUGAAACAAAACACAGAUAAACAGACACUAAUUUAUAAAAACAAAAAAAAAAAGUUCAGUUCAUUUCUCAGUUAUUUGAAACAUAUUUAGUUUUUGAGCUCCAUUAAGGUGCCAUGUCCCAGCAGGAAUUGCAUUUAUACAUAGAAAAUAAAUUUCUCAAAAAUUCAGGUCACAGAAGAGUAUACAAACAGACGUCUUAAAAGAAACGCAACAAACAAGGGUGUGUAUACAGCGAGUGGCAAUUCAAGAACAGGCACUCCCUUUGCAAUGCUAGAGAGAAAAUUAUAUACGGCUGUACACCUUUAACAACGUAAUUGGACACUUCCAAUGUCUGUCACCAAAUUGAUGAAUUAUGGAUCAUUUAAUUGAAACAGAGGGCCACAGAGCAUUUUGCUAGACUAUGUUACGUGGUGAUGGGAAAUGCACCAAGAGAUGCCCAAAAACCUCCCAACACUACCUUGGCUUGAGGACACUGGUCAUGUCAUCAAACCUGUAAAUACUGGUAAAGUUUCAUAUCCCAGGAGAAAUGACAACGUCAUUUUAAUUUAUAAAAUGUUAAAAAAAAGCAGGUUUUCAGUCAACAGAAACACACGUCACAUUAAUCAGCUUUCACUGGCCAUGCCAUGUGGAAUCCAUCAGCAUGACUCCUCUGGGCUUGCUUUAGUGCCACCUGGUGGAUAUUAUGAAAACUACACUGAAAACUGAAACCUGAUUUUGACGGUCAAAAAAGAUUGUUAAUACCCUGGAUUCUCGUACCUUUAAGACAUACACCCAAGCAAUAUUGCAUAGAGGGCUGAAAACAAAGAUCAAUACAUUAGAUGAUUUACACAACUUUACAUAUUAUCAUUAUUUAAAAAAAAAAAAAAAAAAAAAUCAAAAAAGUUAAGUUUGUCAGCAUUGUGGCAUAUAAAAUUAAGUUUAUUAUAUACAUACACAAUUUAGUAAUUAUAUUACACAACAAAGUACAGGUACACAAAUGACAUCAUUCCUUAAUAUUACCCACUCCUAUUAAAAAAAAUGAGGCACAAUCUUAUUUAUUUAAAUUACAAGAAAAAAAGACAUAAGCAUUAUUUAAAAAAAAAAAAAAAAAAAAAUCACUCAAUUUUCAUACAAUAAUGUUCCAUCUUUAAAAAUGACACCGGUGUGAUAAAGUUGUAUAAAAAAUAUAAUGGUCUUGCAAUAUGGUUUGGGAUCUGUACUGAACAGCUGAUAACUACAUUUCAGAGGGUGAAUGAUAGAGCCAUUUGGGAAAAAUGAAGUUCCUAUGAACAAUACAAA
Molecule: messenger RNA, 2833 nt
Organism: Acipenser ruthenus (sterlet)
Lineage: Eukaryota; Metazoa; Chordata; Actinopteri; Acipenseriformes; Acipenseridae
Product: Alpha-aspartyl dipeptidase-like
Exons: 8
Coding region: 380-1102 (240 amino acids)
Biological process (GO): proteolysis
Molecular function (GO): serine-type peptidase activity
Source: RefSeq, a predicted model, not a curated record